AUGGAUAUAAGAUAUAUAAUUGCGAGCCAUUUGGAAAAUGUUAUUCAAAAUGUAACUGAUGGCGGUAUUGGAAUAGUUGAAAUGUUAUUUUGUACAUCGUUAGUUGCUUUAGUCGGGGCUGGCGAACAUCCUUCAUUUUCUCCGAGACGUUUACAAAUUACUAAUACUAAGCGACAAUCAACAAUAUGUGAACUUACUUUCAACACUUCAAUUCUUGCCGUUAAACUUAAUCGUCGUAGAUUGAUUGUUGUAUUGGAACAAACGAUCUUUGUUUACGAUAUUAGUAAUAUGAAAUUAUUGCACACAAUUGAAACUAGUCCUAAUCCAAAUGCAAUUUGUGCUUUAUCAUCAUCAAGCAAUGAUAAUUGUUAUAUAGCAUAUCCAUCACCCGCUCCACCACCAUCUUCAUUAUUUUCCAGCCAUGGCUCACAACAACCAUCCCCAUCUGGUGAUGUCUUGAUUUUUGAUGCUGUACAACAACAAGUUGUCAACAUCGUCCAAGCACAUAAAAGCCCUGUUUCAUGUGUAUCUAUCAAUUCAGAAGCGACUUUGUUGGCAACUGCUAGUGACAAGGGUACUGUCAUUCGAGUAUUUUCCAUUCCAAAUGCACAAAAACUUCAUCAAUUUAGGCCAGUUGCCAACAAAGUCGCUUCUGAAUUGAUAGAUACACAUGAAACAGGGCUUUUAUGUGCUUGGACGAUGUUGACAACUUGUUGUUGUACAGCAUCAAAAAUCAAGACAUCACCAGAUGGGGAUGGUUGUUGUGAGCCAUGGCUGGAAAAUAAUGAAGAUGGUGGUGGCAACGGAGGAGGAGUUGGAGCCGGUGCAGUAGGAUAUAGUGAGCCAGUUUUAGCAGUGUUCCACGGUGUAUUAUUUAAUGACGAUGCUGGUGGUGGUGGUAUAAACACAGCAUGGUGUUAA
Molecule: messenger RNA, 921 nt
Organism: Entrophospora sp. SA101
Lineage: Eukaryota; Fungi; Glomeromycota; Glomeromycetes; Entrophosporales; Entrophosporaceae
Source: the annotation of a GenBank genome assembly